Truncatella angustata is the source of this 1605-nucleotide messenger RNA. Its product is annotated as gamma-glutamyltranspeptidase. Gene Ontology annotation, molecular function: glutathione gamma-glutamate hydrolase. Gene Ontology annotation, biological process: glutathione catabolic process. Gene Ontology annotation, cellular component: plasma membrane. Bases 1 to 1605 code for a protein of 534 amino acids. The record is from RefSeq and is a predicted model, not a curated record. Lineage: Eukaryota; Fungi; Ascomycota; Sordariomycetes; Amphisphaeriales; Sporocadaceae. The transcript has 2 exons.
AUGGCAUUCGGGGGAGUUGCAUGUGAAAGUAAAGCGUGUAGCCAAAUCGGCAUCAACUUGCUCGCUCACGGAGGAAAUGCUGUAGACGCAUGGGUUGGUACACAACUAUGUGUGGGUGUCAUUGGAAUGCAGCAUUCUGGUCUUGGGGGUGGCGGCUUCAGUCUCAUCCGAGACCAAUCCGGCAACUAUACUGUCAUCGACUAUCGAGAAGCAGCUCCAGCUGCGGCAUUUCAGGACAUGUACCUUGGAAAUGAAAGAGGAAGCGUUUUUUCCGGUCUCGCAGCUGCUGUGCCUGGUGAACUGCGCGGGCUAGAAAUCGCUCAUCAGAAGUUCGGUCGCCUACCAUGGCGGUCCGUCGUUCAUCCAGCAGCCAAUGUCGCAAGGCAUGGCUUUGAGGUCACGGAAGAUCUCGUUCGUUACAUGGAUUACGCGAUCAACUUUGCGAAGUGGAACUUCCUGGUCGAGGACCCGAGUUGGGCUAUUGAUUUCGCACCGUCUGGCAAGCUGGUCAAGUUUGGGGACGUCAUGACUCGGAAACGUUAUGCCGAUGUUCUUGACGCUGUUGCGGAUGGUGGUGCUGAAGUGUUCUACACUGGUCCCAUCGCCAAUUAUACAAUUGCAGCCCUUCAAGCAGAUAACGGCACCAUGACGCUGGAGGACAUGGAAAAUUACGAGGCAAUUGUCCGACAGCCUAUCAACAUCACGUACCGCGGCUACAAGCUCUUCUCUUCUGGUGCGCCUUCAAGUGGAGCCGUCUGUCUCAGUACACUCAAAACCAUGGAGACCUUUCCCACGGAUGACACACCCAAAUCGAACCUUACUCUUCACCGCUUCGUGGAGUCUAUGCGAUUUGCUUAUGGUGCCCAUCAACAGCUUGCUGAUCCUAGGUUUGUCCAAGAUGUUGAUUUGUUGGAGACUGUCAUGCUAUCUGAUUCUGGAGCUGCAGCAACCAGAGCGCACAUCUUCGACAAUACCACUCAACCAGUUGGACAUUAUCUGGCACAACCGUACUACACACAGCCGUCCCAUGGCACCUCACACAUCGUUGCUGUCGAUGCCAGCGGGAUGGCUGUCUCAUCAACUACAACCGUCAACACUCUCUUCGGCAACAUCGUCAUGGUUCCUGAGACGGGCAUCAUCCUAAACAAUCAGAUGAACGAUUUCUCAAUUCCUGGAAAGUCAAACGAGUUUGGGUAUGCACCGGCACCUGUAAACUUCAUUCGACCUGGCAAACGGCCUCUCAGCUCUAUUACGCCCGUCAUUGUUGAACACCCAAACGGCACCCUUUACGUCAGCGUAGGCGCAGCAGGCGGAAGCAGGAUUAUCAGUUCAACCACGCAGGUCGUCUGGCAUAUACUUGAACAAGGAAUGAACAUGACCACCGCCAUCAGGGAGCCUCGAUUCCACGAUCAACUCAUGCCAAACCUUCUUGCUGUUGAGUACAGCUUUGACAAUGCCUCGACCGCAAGUAUGCUUGAGAGGAAUCACAAUGUCACUUGGGUACGGGAAGGUGUCAGCGCCGUUCAAGGUGUUCUGAUCACGAGUGACACUUUCGAAGCUGUCGGUGAGCCGCGUCAGAAGAACAGUGGAGGUUUGGCUCUGUAG